Molecule: messenger RNA, 588 nt
Organism: Ostertagia ostertagi
Lineage: Eukaryota; Metazoa; Nematoda; Chromadorea; Rhabditida; Trichostrongylidae
Source: the annotation of a GenBank genome assembly
AUGUCUUGUAUUUACCCCGAUGGAAACUUGAAGAAACUAAUGGAACCUUCUCCACUCCCUUUAACCGGAAAGAACUUCCUCCUCACACAACACGCAGACACUGUUCUUGCAAAACUCAAUGUGGGAUCGUCUCUCCAGCUACAGGUAGUCAUGGAGAAUCUUAAUUUGGUGUCUCAACAACACAAGAGCAAAUGCACUUUCAUAACCAGCGACCUCACGGGCUGCUACAGUUGUAUUUAUGGAGCUACAUUCGACCUUGUCUGCACUACUAGUGAUGGCGAAACUACGGCGCUCAUCUCCUGUCCAGACGAGACUCAAAUAGCAAAAUGCUCCACACGAGGACAACAUCUCAAUCGAUUGAUUCUCCAUUUCAACACAGGAAACAUCCUUACCUCUUGCAUCGCCUCUUGUCCCAGAGGAAGUACCAAUAUUACAAUCAAAGGAACGCUAUCUCACGUCAACGACGACUCAUCAAACCCGGACUCUAUGUUGCCGAUCAGAACCUUCCUCUCGCAAACCCAAAUCCUCUGGGAAAAAUCCUUGACAUUCGAAAAGAACGUCUACACGACCGCCCUAACGCUCGGCUAA